ACAGCGGAUGGUGUGGAAGGAGGCCUUGGGCCGCCGCUCGAAGCUCUCGCCCAGCUGCAGCGGGUGUUCCUCCUUGUCCAGCAACGAGUUCGCCGAGCCGUUCAUGGCCCCGCUCCCGGCCCGAACCGUCCCUUCCCUCUCCUCCGUGCGCUGCCGCCCGGCGUCCUCCCGGAAAUUCUUGGCUUUCCCUUCCGGGAACCCUCUCCGGGGCUGGCGGCGGAUCCUCACUUGUUUUACUUAAGUGAUGGAACCAUACACUAAAGAAAAAAAAUCAUCCUUGGGUCCUUGGUGUUCAUGUUUGUGUGAAAGAAUCUAGGAUGUUCCAAGAAAAGGCGUCAGCAAAUUGCUUAAAUAUAGUAACAACAUCUACUGAAGAUGGUGCUUUCCAAAAAAAGGGCCAUAGUGCUCGAGUCCUUAGCCCAGAAGAAGCUGAAAAACUGGCAAAAGAUCAGGUUCUGGUGUCUGAGUUUAAACAACUAAAACUGGAGAAAGAGGCACAGAAGAACUGGGAUCUCUUUUACAAAAGAAACAGCACCAACUUCUUCAAAGACAGACAUUGGACAACUAGAGAGUUUCAAGAGUUAAAGGCAUGUCGUGAGUUUGCAGAUCAAAAACUGACCAUUCUGGAAGCAGGCUGCGGGGUUGGAAACUGUUUGUUUCCACUCUUAGAAGAAGAUAUGAAUAUUUUUGCAUAUGCCUGUGAUUUCUCUCCUAGAGCUGUUGACUAUGUGAAGAAAAAUGCCUUAUAUAAUACUGAAAGAUGUAAAGUGUUCCAGUGUGAUCUUACCAAAGAUGAUCUUCUAGACAAUAUACCAGCAGAUUCUGUGGAUGUUGUCACACUUAUAUUUGUGCUUUCUGCCAUUCAUCCUGACAAAAUGCAUCUUGUCCUGAGGAACAUUUAUAAGGUAUUAAAACCAGGCAAGUGUGUCCUGUUCCGAGACUACGGCCUAUAUGAUCAUGCAAUGCUCAGGUUUAAAUCAGGCAGCAAACUUGGGGAAAACUUUUAUGUCAGACAAGAUGGGACAAGAUCGUAUUUUUUUACUGAAGAGUUCUUAUCUCAGCUUUUCAAGGCUGAGGGAUAUGAGCAAGUGGUCAAUGAAUAUGUGCAGCGAGAAACUGUGAAUAGGAAAGAAGACUUGCAUGUUCCAAGAGUGUUUCUUCAAAGCAAAUUUCAAAAGCCUUUCAGUGAGACAUAAGUUCUUUCUGAUUAGCAACGGCAUUGGUUGUUUGAAAUGGAAGCUAGCACAUAAGCUGUGUGCUCAUCUUUCUGGUGAACCAAAAAUGCUGGCAUCCAGUACCUCCCUUUAGUUUCCAUCAUAGGAUACAAAAUAUAAAUGCUAUUUCUAAUUCAAUUUUAAGAUGGUUUAGUGAGGCAGGCAACCUGUUGAGCAUCUGUAUUCCUGCUUCUAAAAUAAAACCUGUGCAACAUUGGUGGAGGAUCAGGUAAAGCAUAUAAAUAAAUUUAAAUUUUUAUUAAAAACUAUUUUUAAACAAGUAUCCUGUGUUUCCUGUCACUUGUGAUUUUUGAGGCUUGUUAAAGUUACAAUAUUUCAUUUACUUUCAGUACUUGUGUGACUUCUGAGUGUACUUUCUCAGAUACAGGAAUGAAACAGACUCUGUGAGCAGUAUAGUGUAAACUGCCUUAAUAUUUUAAUAGUGGUAUCUUUUUAAUAUGCUCAGCCUUUAGAUGUGUAAACAAAUGUUUAUAUUCAGAGUAAGAUCCUAAUUUAUCUGAUUUUAUGCUUGAAGAAGGAUGAUCAGGUUGUAUUUAUCCCUAAUUAAUUUAAAAUUUUCUUCAUUUAAUGUGCAGAAAUAUUUGAAGUUUUGCAAGUUGGUUUCCUGUUUGAAACUGAAAUCAGCAAGUCAGGAGUACUUUCUUUGAUAUGAAGUGUAGUCAGCUGCUUCUUGCCUGGGCAGAGGUCUUAAGUCUUUUCCAUCACUCCCAGGAAAGUUAUGUUGGUCUUUGCUGCUCCUGCCACUAAAAGCUGCUGCAGCUGUAACUGCUUGAAGGAGCUUCAUCCUUUCCUUGUAGCUCUUUGCCCUGUGGCACUUUGCACUGCAGGACCUUUUCUGUGUUCUUGGAUGAUGUAGUUUCAAAAUCAUGCCUGGGUCUUUAACCUGCAUUUUGAGCAGCUGCAGUGCAGCAGAGGAAGCCCAGCAGUAUCCGGUGACUUGUGCAAUGGCUUGUGCUAAUCCUGUGUAAUGUACACAAUUUGCAACAGGGAAAAUUCCAGUGAAAUACUAAAGGGGAGAUCAGAUGCUGGGGCAGGGCCCAGAGAAGUUGUGGAGCUUUCAUUCUUGGGAAUACUUGGAAUAAGAUCAGCCAACACCUUGAGCAUCCUGUGACUUUGAGGGUGGCCCUACUCAGAGUAGGGAUUUAAUCUCUGGCUGUAUAUACGAGUAUGUGAUUGCUUGACGCAAGCUGUCAUUCCACUGGACUUGUGUGUUGUUAGAUGACCCAGUUAUACACAUCUGAUUUGGACCAGAGGUGACUUUUUCCCUCUGUUUAUGACAUAGGAUAUAAUAAUGAUUUUUUUUCCCAGGAUCUUAACACUGGGUGUAUUGUGCAUGAAAUGAAAGAAGUAAUAAUUUUCCAGCCUGAAGCUUAAAGUUACAAAGUUAAUCAGUCAAAUUUUUUUGUAACAAAUUGGAGCUGCCAAAGUCUUAUUCAGUUGAUAUGGUUAGAAAUAAAUUUGCAACAGAUCACGAAUCUUUGGCCUCAGAGAAAAAAAUGCUUAAAUAAUUCACAAUUCUCCUAAUGACCCUUUGAGGAGGGUUAUUACAUGUCAUCUCUGUUUUUUUAUGGAGAGUAUUAUCCCAGAGAUUUAUGCAUUGCUGGCCCCUGCUGUGCAGCCCAUUAGCUCUUUCUGCCAUGCUAGUAAUAAAUAUCUAGUAAGACUUACAGUAAAUGAAAAAUUAUUGCUAAAAAGAGAUAUAACGAUGACAGCACUAUCCUAAUCUGAGUUAUUAUUUGGUGGCUUUCAGCAGCACAUAUUCGUCUUUAGCAUAGCAGUUUUGCAAUGACUACAUGUAAUCUGAGCUCUGUUGGUAUUUAGUGGUGUUUGCAGCCUGUAACUCCAAGUGCCUUUCAGGGCUGGAGGCUUGGUCCUUUUGGAGAGUACAGCACAUAAAUGAGACUGAAGGAAUGCCUUGUGUGGUGCCUUAUCAUGGUGCUGUGUGCUUGUCAUCAUAUGCAAAAGCAAGUGCAAUGAACUGUUAAUUCCUCAAAAGGAAAUAUGAUGUAGGCAAGAAUCAAAAAUGUUAAUCAGAAGACCUGAAUCAGCCCAAUAAACAUAGCUAAUAGAUUCAGACAGCCAAAGACAACCACUUAGUUCCUUUUUACACUGAACUAUUGCCAGAACAAUAAUACAUGUUUCUGUGUGUGGCUGUAGCUUCAGUAUUUCUGUGUACACUUUUUUUGUAGCAGCAUGUUAAAUGGAGAGCAGUAUUUCUAACUUUUUUAUUACAUCUCAUCCAGUCUCAUUUCCAGUCAGACCUGCAAAAUAAAGUAGCAUGCAUGAAUGCCCCUGCCAGAAAGAUCUUCUGCAAUAGUUCUCGUAAAGCAGAUGUUAUUUUGAGAUGAACGGUCAGAAAGGUUAAUUUAGUUUCUAUGACUCUUCUUCUGUGGACUUUAAAUCAUGGCAAAUUUUUCUAACUGUGGUAAAGUUUGAGGAAGUUGAGUCAGCUGUAAGAAAUCUUUGCCUCAUCAUGUGAGACAUAGUAACUGAUGGGGUGCAUGUGAUUGGUGCAGUGCUGAGUAAAGUGGAUCCGUUCCCCCCAGCUCUUCAGCCUUCCCAAGCUCAAGUAAGCUCACCAGCAGCACAUGCCAGCAAUACCUGUGCUUUGUAUCCUUGAACAAACUGCAGUGAUAGGACAAGGAGUUACUGGUUCAGACUGAAAGAGGGGAAAAUUUAGGUUAGAUGUAUGGAAGAAAUUCUUUACCAUGAGGAUGGUGAAGCCCUGGAACAGAUUGCCCAGAGAAGCUGGGGAUGCUCUAUCCCUGGCAGUGUUCAAGGCCGGGCUGGAUGGGGCUCUGAUCAACCAUGGCAGGGGGAUUGGAAUUAGAUGAUCUUGAAGGUCCUUUCCAACCCAAACCAUUCUGUGUAGAACUGUCCUUGGGGAAAUGUAGUAAUCAGGGAUAAUGGUGUUAAAAUUACUUGGAAAAAGCAUAUAUGCACUGAGUCAUGCUUACCUUGCACAAGCAAGCCUCUAUGCUGUGAUUGUAAUAGAUGUCCUGAUUGUUCUUUGAUUUUUCUGCAGUCAGUGGAGGCUGCUGAGAUGACUCAAUUGUCUUUAGAAGAUCUGGUUUUUGUUCCCCUUAAGAUGAACUAGCUGCUCCACUUGGCAGGCAUAAGUAGUAAGUUCCUUAAUGCCAACACCCUGUUCUGAGCAAUAUUUAGGAUGGAAGGAAAUAAUUGUUGGAGUAAUGGAACUGAGAAAACCCAAUUUUUUAAAAAUGAUUUGGUGCCCUGAGCUUACAUUCUCUGAUGUUUAAUAAAGUAUGAACUUGGAUUAAGGUUUUUCCUGAAGUCAGGGAAUCCUAAAAUCCCACUUUUCAGUGUAGGAUUCUCUGAUGUCUCCUCCUGGAAUUGAACUGCAUGUAUUAAGGAAUGAUGUUAAUGAGCAAUGAGGACAUGGGUAAGGUCUGAUUGUCAUCUGUUUUCAUCAAAUUUAUAGAAGUGUGAAGUCUGAGUUAUCUGAUGUGUGUCCUUUCUGUCAAAGGACAGCUUCUGUCAAAUUUGGUUGAUGUAGUCUGAUGUCUGAUAACAAGCUACGACAAGACAGAAAUCCACACAGGUAUUGUGUCUGUACUCUAUGGAUGGGUGAGCUUUCUUUCCUUAGAAAUAUGCACUACUGAGACAAAAGCAUUUGAACUUUAAGGUAACAGUAUAACAGCAGGUUUUAUGUGGUUCAUUUGGUAGCUAAAAAGCUAUUUCAGGUGCAUCUUUCAGGUACCUGAAGACUCCUUGGGUUCCAAAGGCAGAAUAUUUAAGUAAUUAAUAUAAUAGUAGAGCUAUGGUUGAUUGUGCAUCACUCUAUGAAACCAAGUGCUAUAAAAGUCAGACCUGAAACUCCAGCAGCUGUAAGCAGCAGCAGUCAGCUCUAAAACAUACAACCUUGGUCUCCUAGGAGAAAACUGGUAUAUGAAAUCAAAAAAGGUCGUUUAUAUGCUCAUCUGUUAUAAUUUUUUUGAUCAGUUGAACAGUUCAUACAUCUGAAUAUACUGAGAGAGACAAAUUACAAAUUAGGAAGUGCUUUAUGGAAGAGUAUAUAUAUUUGGAGAGGAUAUCAAUGUUGAGCAUUUGUGUGUGAAGGAAAAAUAGUAAGAUUGUGUUUUAAUUUCUAGGGGAAAAAAAUCCUGAAUUUCACAGAUCAGGGAUGACAUAUAAUUAAAUAAGCUGUUCAUCUAAAAUGUGAAAUUUUGGAAAUGGAAGCCUGCAGGUUCCAAAAUGAGACUGAUGUUCCAGGGAGGCAGGAAGGUGGCAUCUGAUUGUGUGUGAUAUUAGUAAUACAUGCAAGACUCUGUGGGAAGCAGAAUUGUAUAUUGGAAAGAUAUUGCUGAGAUACAAUUAGUGAAAAUAGAUAAGUAUUUUUUAAAGAGUUUUACCGUAUCAUAAUAUAGCUGUGAUGAUUUUUUCACUGGUUAUGAUUGUUAUUAGGAAAGAUUGUGAGCCAUUUCAAACAUUUGGGAGCAAACAUUUGCUAGUUAUACAUACUGCAAAAACAUCUGACCCUUGGGGGCAGUAGGCUCAGAAUAUGAGUAUGUUUGUGCUCUGUGUUUAUAAUGUGAAUUCAUUUAUUAGAGCAAAGGCAGAUGGUGAGCCAGCACUGUGGGGAGGCACACAGAGGCAUUGCUUGCAAAGAUAGAAGCUAUUAGCCAGGUAAGAUGUUGCAUUAGGGAACCUUUUUCAUUCCCACUUCCUGGGCUGAUGUGCACUGUUCAUUGUGUUUGCAGCAGGGUGCUGUGAAAUCAAGGAAGACAAGGACACAAGAAAAAGACUACGCGAUUCUUCCAAAUUAAUAGUGAUUUUGUGUAUUUCUACUUAUAUGAUUCUGUUUAUCACCAUUUACCCUCCUUCCCAGCAAAUUUUAGAUCUCAUCCUUGGAAAAUUAGAUUGCUUUUGAAAAUCCUUGCCAAGGACACAGGCGUAACUUGCAUGCUUGAAAAAUAUAUGAUGCGAAAUAUUUAAAAACGCAGCUGUGUGACUGAAAAUACAAAUCCAGCUAUUUUCCUCCUCUGACUUGUAAGAAGCUUUGUACUUCACUGUCACUUCAGUGCUUUUUCACAGUUCCCACUUUGAGGUGCUGUGCUGUCUUAAGUUAGAUGGCACCAAUCAACUGCAGCUCUUGUUUCUGAUGCAUCCAGAGAAGUUAGAAUGGAAAUAAAUGAGAGUAGCUACAGGGAAAAGUCAGAAAGUAGGGAAAUUACUAAUAGAUAAGCUUGCUUACUGUCUAGGCUCCACUCAGUAUUUUUCCACAGCCCAUUUCUCUGGAUCCUUGGAUUGCUUUUGUAAACUUGGUAUAGCAGAGAAGCUGCUGUUCAGUGGGAUAAUGAUAUCUUUAAACAUAUGGAAUUGUUGUGCAUCUGAAAUUUAAGGAUAUUCAUAUGCUUUUUUGGGAUUUUUUUCCUCAACUUUGGCUUCAAACUUCUGUGUGAAAUAAGACACUUUAUUGGAAUUAUCAUCUAAUAAAAGCCUUUUUCAUUAAAAUGUAACAGACCUACUGCUAUUUUGCUAAAACCAGUGUUCAAAAGAGGAUGGAAGAAGAUAAGGAGAGAGGAAAGGAGGCUUGUUUUCAUUACAAAACUAAGACAUGUUCUGUUCUAUUUGUUUUAUUUGCAAACUGAAUUUCACAGGAACAUGAAACUAGUUUGAAGAAGCCCUAAAACCAUUGUCUUCAGAAAGAUAGUUCUGAAAUUCUGUACAACUUCAUAAACUUGGCUGUGACGAUCUGGGUGAAGUCUCUAAUCACAGAUCUCAUGUUUAGAAUUUGAGGGUGUUUGGUGAGUCCUUUAGGCCUAAGGGAACAUCACAUUUGUGACCUCUUGACCAGAUGAAUUUGAGUCACUGAAAGUUGAAUGUGCAGAUGUUUGGGCUUGAUACCUGAUACAGCAGGAUUCCCUCUUUGCUCCGUACAGUGUAUACCACUAAGGACUUUUGCUGGCUUUGGAUCAGCUUCCAGUAACAGUUUCAGGUUUUGGUUUUGCUUUUGAAAGCAGCUAAUAAAUUAAGGAUCAGCAGUCAUCUGUGUAGUCUUGACCUGUACUUGGCUGGGAAACAAUGGCCAAGAAAAAGCCUAUUAGAAAUGAAACUCAAAAGAGACAAGAACCCACCUCAAAGUAAACUGAAACAAUCAAGCUAAUACAGAGGCAAGAAUGUAUGUUAGAAAUAGUGAAAAAUCUUCCUCUUACAGAUUUUCCUCUAUACAAAAUACUAACCUGCCCCUAGGCAUAAGGGUUCCUUUCCAAGUUCCAAAACCCCUAAACCUUAAAGAAAGAGAAAAUACCACAAACAGACCCUACAGCAUUAACCACAUUCACCUCCUAAAGUAGGGCAGUGGUGUUCUCAAAAGCCCACUGAAGAGAGGGUACACUUAGCAACUAACUGAGAGCUUUUACCUCAAUUUCAUAAUGCACAGUUUGUACUUCAUUUUCACAGACUUCUUUAUGGGAGAUCUUUGCCUGAUUCAAUCACCAAUAGUAGAUCAGUGUAAUAAAAUUAUUUUGCAGUUGGAACAGAUCUUAAGAUAUAUUAAUAAAAAAAAAGGGUUACCUGUGAAUGAACUGACAAAGGAACAAGACUGUUUUGUUAAUGCUAGCAGCAACAUAGUUUGUUCAUGUGUCAGGUCAGCCUAUUGUUUGGCAGGAAAUUCAGUGCCAGACAGCACUAUGCCGUACUGUGGAAAAAAAAACAAAACAAAACAAAAAAACAACAAAAACCAAAAAUUAAUAUCCUUGUAUUUAAAAAUAAAAAUUAAUUUAAAAAGCAUUUUUCAAAAAUUUCAAGAGAGGAACUUGAAUAUGCCUGGCAUGUUCAAACAACAUGCAUCUAAAGCUGUAGCUCCAACAGUGGCAUUAGUCAUAUUUAAAUAAAGAUGUGCAAUGCCAGACUUUGCUCAUGUGGCACUCAAAUGGUUUUGCAGCAUAGGUAGCAGUAGUGUAACUCUCUGUUACUGUGAUGAUAUGGUUUCUGUUUCAUGUAGCCUUGUAGUGAGUUGUGAAUAUGUUACUGCUGAUUACAUUCAUAAAUAUGAGUAAAGUAUGAGGCAUAAAUAUAAGCAAAGUAUGAGAAUUUUUCCUUUGUGGUUUGAUUUGACAAUUCCUGGAGCCUUUCAUAUCAUAUGUCCUAACUACAGCUAAUUUUAUAUUGCUAUUGAUUUUUAUGGUGCCUGUCUUAAAUAUUACAGGACAUGGAAAGAAAUAUAAAUUACUGGAAUUGUAGAUUGUAAAGUACAAAAGGAGAGUCUAAGAAACCAGGGUGAAUGGAGCCCAAAUGCCAAGUUUAACACCUGCCAUCUUUCAACAAGGAUUCUAUUGAACGAACACCUUAAAAAAUGUUCACUACAUGCUUGUUGUGGUGAUGUCUGGGAACCCUUGAUUGGGACGGCAUUUUUCUAGGUGCUGUGGACUCCGAUAGUAAGAGACAAUCCCUGUCCUAAAGAUUGUAACCAUUCAGUUAUGCAAGAUGGGUAAGAAGAGGAAGAAAAGACAUCCCCCUUGUAGUAAGACACAGAGAUUAAUAUUUUCCCUACUUCAAAUUUAAGUUAGUGUGAAAAUGGAACUGAAGAAAUUAUCUCCUAUAUCUUGGUUCAGUAUCUAACUAGCAAGCCAUCUUGGCACAGAGCAGAUCCUGCAUUAAUGAGAGAUACUGGCUCUGAUGACCGAAAACUUGGUUCCUGAAUGAUUUCUCACUGCAAUUUGAAUGAUGAGUACCAUUCCUAGCCCUGCUGUUGGUUCCCUGGGUGACUUCAAGCCUUUACUCUCACAUUCUGCCUUGUAGGGAAAAGGGAAAGAUAUUGGAGUGAAAAGUUGAAGAAUCAUAAAUUUUUUUAGGUUGAAAAAAUCUCUUAAGAUCAUUCAGUCCAACUGUUAACCCAGCUCUGCCAAGCCCACCACUAAACCACAUACUUAAGUGCCAUUUCUACAAGUUUCCAAAAUACUGCUAGGCGUGGUGAAUCCGCUAUUUUCCGUAACAGCCUGCUGUAGUGCUUGACAACCCUUCUGGUGAAGACAUUUUUUCCACAUAUCCAAACAUCCACUGGUGCAACUUGAGGCCAAUUCCUCUUGUGCUGUCACUUUUUACUUGGGAGAAGGGACUGAUCCCCACUUGCCUAUAAUCUCCUUUCCGGUAGUGGUAGAGAGUGAUAAGGUGUCCCCUGAACCUCCUUUUCUCCAGGCUAUAUACCCCCAGCUUCCCCAGCUGCUUCUCAUAAAACUUGUGCUCCAGACCCUCCACCAGCUUUGCUGCCCUUCUUUGGACACGCUCCAGCACUUCAGUGUCUUUCUCAGGGGCCCAAAACUAGCACAGGUUUUAAGAUGUGGCCUCACCAGUGCCAAGUACAGGGGGAUGAUCACAUGCCUAGUCCUGUUGGCUCCACAGGUGUAGUGGGUCACAGACACUUUGCCCAUGCAUUAUGAGAUCUUCAUUCUUCUCCCUGCCUCUGACUUCCACUUCAGUGGGUACCUGGAGACCAACUUAAUGUUAAAGACUGAAGCAAAGGCAGAAUUAAGUAUGUCAGCCUUUUCCUUAUUCUUUGUCACUAUGUUUCCUCCUGCAUCCUGUAAAGAAUGGAGAUUCUCUUUAGCUCUCCUUUUGUUGCUAAUGUGUUUAUAGGAGCAUUUUGAUUGUCUUUUACAGUAGUGUCCAAAAUAAAUUCUCGUUGGGCUUUGACCCUUCUGAUUUUCUUCCUGUAUAACUUCAAGAUAUCCUUGUAGUCUGUCUGAGAAGCUUGCCCCUUCUUCCAGAGCUCAUAAACUCAUAAACUCUCCUCUUUUUUCCCCUUGCGAUCCAGGCAAAGCUCUCUGUUCAUCCAGGCUUCUCUUCUUCUACUCCAGCUUUUCUUAAGGCAUGAGGGAUAGUCUGCACCUGCAAUUUUACAAUUUCCUUCUUGAAGCAUGUCCAGCCUUCCUGGACUCCUUUGCCCUUCAUGACUGCUUCCCAAGGGACUAUAUCAACAGACUCCUAAAAAGGCCACAGUCUGCCCUCUGGAAAUCCAAGUCAGUCAUUCUGCUGAUCCCCAUCCUUCUCUGACAAUAGAAAACUUUUUAUUUUCUUUUUUUUUCUUUUUUUUUUUUUUUUUUUUGUGAUCACUAUACCUAAGAUGGACUCCAACCAUCAUAUCACCCAUCCCUCCUUCUCUGUUCACAAACAGGUCCAGUGCCUUCCCUAGCUGGCUCCCAGUGUCCAGAAGUUACCUUCCACACACUCCAUGUACCUUCUGCACUGCUUCCUAUCUGCUGUGUUGUCUUUCCAAAAGACACCUGAUGAGCUACUCUCCAGUUGAGCAGCCAUUCAAGCAGAGAUGCAUAGGAUGCACAUGACCAGAGAAGCAGUAUCUCAUUAAUUACUGUGUGAAGUCAGCUGCAGUUUAGUCUGCCAUUUUACAGUUUCUCCUACUUUAGUAAUCCCCAUUUUGUCUCUGGCAAGCCCUUCUCAUUUCAAGGGAAAGAAGAAGAAUAGAAUAAAAUUACAUUUACAUAUUGCUGGCUUUAUAUCUCACUUUAAGCAUGGUGUGUUCAGUAUAAUCCAUUACUGCUAAUAAGCUACAUGUAAAAUUGCCUCAACUGCAUUUUAUGAACAGUAAUUCUUCUUCAAUUCUUCAUUUCAAGAACAGUAAUUCUUUUGGAUAUUAAAUAUUUGAAGUAGUGUAAAUGCUAAUUAGCUGCCAGUGCAGAAACUGAUUUGUAAGAACAUAGCUCCUCUCCUUGACUUUCUUACAUCUUCCCUUCUCUUUAUUUAGAGCUGGCUUCUCCUUGCCUUUUGUACAAGUGAGUGGGAUCUGCCAACCCCAAAAUAAGUGACUUCAUGGGAAGGCUUCUAUGAAUGAAACCUAUCAGCAAGUGAAGUGCAGAGGCUGUAUCCAAAUGGCUCCUCCCCAGUAGCUGGAUGAUAGGCAGAAACAGAGUGAGAGCUGCUUUUUCCUCCUUCCCAAGGCAGCAGUGAGUGACACUAGCAGGUAUGUUCAGCCCAGAAGGAGUGCCACAAAGGACCUGCUUCCCACAGGCAACCUCUUCAGGCACAGUUCUUUCCUGACCCCUCUCCAGGACUGAGAGAGGACAGGCACUAUGCCUGUCUACAAAUGCAUCUGGUGGGCUCUCUUGCUUAGAGCUAUCUUACUUGUUAUCAAGGGCCUGAUCUUACAAAAUACUGCGUUGUGCAGUAAAGUGAGUUUCUACUGACUUUGAUGGAGGGACCACACCAUACCACAGAUCUGGGCCUUGAGACAUUUCAAGGAAAGGUUACUUUGACUGGGAACUACAGUAGGGGUUAACAAGUGAAUAUUAAUACUGUGGUACUGGGCUCCUGGUGUAUUAUAUUCUUCUUCCUUCUCUUUCUACCAAACUUGUUCUGAUUUCUACCAUAUAGAAGUAUCACCUGGCCUACCUCUUCUUCUCUAAAUACCCAGUGAUUGAAAAGAAAAUGUGUCCUUGUCUUAUCAAACAUUCCUUUGUCUGAAUACAGGUUGAGAGAGCAGCAGACCCAGAGAGAGCAGCAGCUCAGAGUGUACUGGUGUAUUUGGGCAGGACAAGAAGUCUUCCCUCCUUGGUUAACACAGGGUGUCACUGUUGUGGGACUGUGAGCUUUCCCUAGUUACAUCAGGAUUGCGUUCAGCCUUGGCAUAUUUUUUCACUACACACUGAAACAGAGGUGGAGCAAGAGUUUUGAGUGUUACCCUGUGGUGUUUCUCUUGGCAGGUUGGUCUGUGUCACUGCCUGUGGAUUCGAGGAGCUGUGGCCAGCUCACAGGGGAGAAAGAUGAGACUGAAUGUUUGCCCUCUACAAUGCUGGCACCAAGGUUUUCAGAGCCAACAACUGUACAGCCUGCAAGGGAGAUACCAAAACUGGCAUCUGCCCUUUGUUCAACAGGUUAGAUGAUCCUGGCUCACAUACUGAGGCUUCAUCCAAUACAAAGCCAGAGACAACACUACAACCCCAGCCUUCCUGUUCCCCACCCCUCCAGCACUCUUUAGCACCAGGCAGGACAGCAGAAUCACUCAGACAAUUUGCAUCCGGGAUGUGCAGUGCCCUCCUCGGCUCCCAGUCUCACAGUGUCCCUGUCUGCCGUGUUCUCAGCGUGACACUGGGAACAAAGGGCAUCUGGAGGCCUGCAGCACGGCUGCUCCCUCCUGUCCUCACAGCAGGUGGAUGGAAGCACGGCCGCUCCGUGUCGGAACGAAUCGGUGGUCACAGCUGUCUGCGGGGCUGGGCUGGAUUGUUGUACCCCGGAGAAGCCGUGGCAUGAGCAGUUGGAAUGGGGUGCUGUGCUGUGUGGAGCUAGCUCAUAUCGUGCCAGGCUAAGCAAUUAGGGCUCGUCCACUGAAUAAAGCAAACUGUGACCAGG
Messenger RNA from Taeniopygia guttata (zebra finch), 12560 nucleotides. Lineage: Eukaryota; Metazoa; Chordata; Aves; Passeriformes; Estrildidae. The record is from RefSeq and is a predicted model, not a curated record.